AUGCGGCGCCAUCUUGCGUGCGGUGGCCGCAACUGUCGGCCGCGAAAGGACACGGACACGGACACGGUUACGGAUGUGGAUGUGGACACGGACGCGAGCGUGAGCGCGGCACCGCGACCAAUAGAUUUGGCCAAGUCCGAGCGAACUGAAGACAACGAGAGUUGCAGCCCGCCAAAGGACAAUCCAGGACCACAUGCAACAAUCGCAGCUACUGCGACGUCGACUGCGGCUGAGACGCCGGCCGAGGCUGCGACUGGGGCAGAGGCGGCGACUGGUGGAAAAAGGAAAACAGACAGAGCGGAAGCGAGCUCCGGCGACUUAUGGCCAUGUUUGUUGUACGGGUAA
This is a messenger RNA of Drosophila teissieri, 345 nucleotides long. RefSeq lists its product as uncharacterized. The record is from RefSeq and is a predicted model, not a curated record. Lineage: Eukaryota; Metazoa; Arthropoda; Insecta; Diptera; Drosophilidae.